Magnolia sinica is the source of this 1585-nucleotide messenger RNA. RefSeq names its product U-box domain-containing protein 26-like. The transcript has a single exon. Gene Ontology annotation, biological process: protein ubiquitination. NCBI's taxonomy places the organism in Eukaryota, Viridiplantae, Streptophyta, Magnoliopsida, Magnoliales, Magnoliaceae. The record is from RefSeq and is a predicted model, not a curated record. The coding region runs from base 191 to 1432 and encodes 413 amino acids. Gene Ontology annotation, molecular function: ubiquitin protein ligase activity.
UUAUUAUUAUUAUUAUUAUUAUUUAUAUGGUUGAUUGAAUACCCACAUCUUGCAUUUUGAGUUUUUGUAUAUCAGUGCUCUGUUUUUUGGUUUUCCUUUUCUUAUGGUUGAACGUAUACCCACAUCUUAGAUUUUUGAAUUUGAUCAAGACCCACCAUUUUCUUGUUCUCCUCUCUUUGGAUCUUGAAGAAUGUCAAUGUUGGAAGAGAAUCAGAUGAGCAUUCCUCAUCUAUUCAGAUGCCCAAUCAGUCUAGAUUUAUUCACCGAUCCAGUGACUCUCAGUACAGGCCAAACCUACGAUAGAUCCAGCAUUGAGAAAUGGCUUGCAGAUGGAAAUCUUACAUGUCCUGUUACAAUGCAGCGACUCCAUGACUUAUCCAUGGUCCCCAACCGCACUCUCCGGCAACUCAUUGAUCGGUGGCUUCUCUCCAAUACACAUUCCGAUGCUGAACGGAUCAAAACAACCGAUCCCAAUCCCUCCUUAGCUACUCUCAAAAGCUACAUUCAAUCACUAGAGACCACCUUCACUACAAGGCUCGAAACACUCAGAAAGAUCAGAACUCUAUCCAAAGAGUCCGAUUCGAGACGAAUCUGCUUAAUCCAGUUGGGUUUUUUCUCUUCAAUUCUAGAACUUUUAUUCGGCGAUAUUCGUGCAGAAAUCAAACUCUCCUUGCAGGAUUUAGAGCUUGCAGAAGAAGCUCUCAACUGUCUUUUGAACUUAUUGCCUUGCACUGAAAUGGGUCAUUUAAACAUGCUCAAGGAAAGUUCUUCUUUAGCAUCUUUUCUUCUUUUAUUGAAUCAAGGCGGUAUGAAGAUCAAGACAAGCUUGUGCUGUAUGUUAGAAGCAAUCUCAUCAUCUUCAGAAACGAAAGAGCUUUGCUUGGUGUUCGGACAGACGCCGGCUGUUUUGCAAGGGCUGGUUUCUCUCCUUCACCAGCAAUCCGAUAUAUGUGCAUCCGAUGCAGCGAUUAGAGCUAUAUCAGGCCUUUGUUCAUUAGAAAUGAAUCGUGGGAGUGUAAUUAGAGAAGGUGGUGUGGACGGUCUGAUAAAAUACCUUUCGAAAUCAGACAGAAGGUAUGCUUCAAUAGCUCUGGCUACACUGGAACUUCUCUUAGGAUUAGAGAGUGGGAAAAGGGCUGUAAUUAGUAACCCAGAUGGUGUUCAUUUCUUGGUGAAGAUGGUUUUCAGAGUAUCAUACAAUGAAGGUAGCGAAAGUGCAGUUAGCUGUCUACUGAUUGUUUGUUAUGAUUCGUUGAGAGCACGACAGCAAGCACUCGGUGCAGGUGUUCUAACACAGAUACUUUUACUUCUUCAGAGCCAGUGCAGUUGCAGGGCAAAGACCAAGGCCAGGCUGCUGCUCAAGCUGCUUAGAUCCAUGUGGGUUGAAGAUCCAAGAAUGUUUAAUUUGCAAUAUGGUCUGUUUGAUUCAUGAGAGUCGCUUGUUCUAUAAAACCGUUGUGUGUCCAUGUACAUAAAUCAUAUGUGUAUGUGUGUUUUUGAAGCAGUAGUCGUUUAAAAGAUAGCUUAUGUGAGUGCUAAACACCCACAUUACUCUUUUGUUGUACUCACUUUACAUGACCUUCAA